AUGGUUACAAAUCUCUACCGCGUACUGAGACAAGCUGCCGUUAAUAGUGAAUCGUCAUGGAUAUUGCUAAGAACCUUCAAUUCAUGGUCUUUUGCUAUUAAAAAUGCAAAAUCACCUCAACGAGCCUUGACACUCUAUGCCCAGAUGCAGCGCCAAGCCAUUCCUUUCGACAGUUUCGCCAUUCUUUUCACUCUUAAAUCUUGCACCCAUUUGGGCAACCUUCCCCUCAUAUGCCACCUCCAUGCCCAUCUUCUCAAAUUAGGCUUUAAUAUACACGUCUAUGUUGCCACAUCUCUCUUAAAUGCCUACAUAGGGACUUCGUUUCAGUAUGCUUGCAAGCUGUUCGAUGAAAUUCCUGUGAGAAAUACUGUCACGUGGAACACGAUGAUAACUUGUUUUUCUCGAUCUGGGGAUGUUAAAAAAGCAAGGGAAAUGUUUGAUGAAAUGCCUAUGAGAGACCUAGCUUCGUGGUCGGCGAUGAUUGCUGGAUACAUGAAUAAUGGGCAGUGGGAGGAAGGGGUGACGCUCUUCCGGGAAAUGGUGAUUUUUGAGCAGCUAAAGCCUGAUCAAGUGACUAUUGGGCCAAUAUUGGCGGGGUGUUCGGAGAUGGGUUCAAUUGGGUUGUUUCUUGGGAAAUCAGUGCAUGGUUUUGCGGUAAAGAAUAACUGGGAAUUGAAUGUGGAGCUUGGUACUUGUUUAGUAGACAUGUAUGCUAAAUGUGGAUUCUUGAAUUUUGCUUCUCUGGUUUUUGAUAUGAUGAAAGAUAGAAAUGUGGUAACUUGGACUGCUUUAAUUUGUGGAGCAGCAAAACAUGGUUUCGGAACUGAAGCGUUGGAGAUAUUCAAGAAAAUGAGACAAGGGGGUGUGGUACCAAAUGAGUUUACUUUCACUGGGGUACUUAGUGCUUGUGUACAAACAGGGCUGGUCGAUGAAGGUCGUGGAUACUUCAAAAUGAUCAAAGAGUGUGGACUGAGACCAACAAUUCAGCAUUAUGGCUGCAUGGUUGAUUUAUUUGGGAAAGCUGGAUUGUUAAGGGAAGCAUAUGAAGUGAUCAAUACAAUGCCACGAGAGCCUAACGUAGUUAUUUGGGGUUCUUUUUUGUCAUCUUGCAAGUUGCAUAAACAGUUUGAGAUGGCGGAAAGAGUGAUUGAGAGGGUCAUGAAUGUGGUGAGGCCAGAGAAUGAUGGAGGGGUUUAUACCCUUAUCUCAGACUUGUAUGUUCUUGGUGAUAAAUGGGAGGAUGCCGAGAGGGUGAGGCAAUUGAUGCUCCAUCAAAAUGUGAGGAAAGCUAGAGGAUGUAGUUUCAUAAGAAAUAAUACAACAUGA
Molecule: messenger RNA, 1326 nt
Organism: Solanum verrucosum
Lineage: Eukaryota; Viridiplantae; Streptophyta; Magnoliopsida; Solanales; Solanaceae
Product: pentatricopeptide repeat-containing protein At5g66520-like
Exons: 1
Coding region: 1-1326 (441 amino acids)
Biological process (GO): RNA modification
Molecular function (GO): protein binding; RNA binding
Source: RefSeq, a predicted model, not a curated record